Molecule: messenger RNA, 3126 nt
Organism: Vicia villosa (hairy vetch)
Lineage: Eukaryota; Viridiplantae; Streptophyta; Magnoliopsida; Fabales; Fabaceae
Product: putative pentatricopeptide repeat-containing protein At3g11460, mitochondrial
Exons: 1
Coding region: 89-1993 (634 amino acids)
Biological process (GO): RNA modification
Molecular function (GO): zinc ion binding; protein binding; RNA binding
Source: RefSeq, a predicted model, not a curated record
UCAAACUAAAAUGAUAGAUACUACAUGGGUUAUGAAGACCGCAGAUGAACACGAACCGAAUGGUUUGUCUAACAGUUAACCCCAUCAGAUGAACAUCGAAUCCCGCCGUCACUUCACAGUGACGCCGCCACCAGUCACCGGCGAGUCAAAACACAACCCAACAACACCAUGGAACUGCUACCUAAGAGAAUUAUCAAAGCAAAAAAAAUACCAAGAAGCACUAACGGUAUACCGUCACAUGCUCCGUUCAUCCUUCUUCCCCAACACCUUCACCUUCCCCGUCCUCCUUAAAUCAUGCGCCCUCCUCUCUCUCCCCCUCACCGGAUCCCAGCUCCACUCCCACGUCAUCAAAACCGGGUCACAACCCGACCCGUACACCCGCUCCUCACUCAUCAACAUGUACUCCAAAUCUUCCCUCCCUCACCUCGCUCGUAAAGUCUUCGACGAAGAAGCCAUAAACCUCACCAUCUCUUACAACGCCAUGAUCUCCGGUUACUCUUCUAAUUCAAUUAUCUCAGAAGCCGUUAACGUCUUCCGUAAAAUGCGGCGCGAAGUUAGCUUUUCUGUUAAUUCAGUUACAAUGCUAGGUUUAGUUUCGGGUUUCACUCUCCCUAGUCACUUAAAACUUGGUGCGUGCUUACACGCGUGUAGUUUUAAGUUCGGUUUUGAUUCUGAUUUGUCCGUUGGUAACAGUUUUCUGACAAUGUAUGUUAAAUGUGGCGAAGUGGAACAAGCGCGCCAACUGUUUGAUGAAAUUCCUGUGAAGGAUUUGAUUACAUGGAAUGCAAUGAUUUCUGGUUACGCGCAGAACGGUCACGCGAGAAGUGUUUUGGAGCUUUAUUUUGAGAUGAAGAAAGUGAAUGGGGUGAAUCCUGAUCCGGUUACGCUUCUUGGUGUUUUGUGUUCUUGUGCGAACCUUGGUGCACAAGGAAUUGGGCGUGAGGUGGAAAGGAAAAUUGAGCAACUUGGAUUUCGGUCGAAUUCUUUUUUGACGAAUGCAUUGAUUAAUAUGUAUGCUAGGUGUGGGAAUUUGGUUCGUGCGAGAGAGGUUUUUGAUUGUAUGGAUGAGAGGAACAAGAGUGUUGUGUCUUGGACUGCUAUUAUAGGUGGGUAUGGGAUUCACGGAGAAGGUGAGAUUGCGGUGGAGCUUUUUGAUGCAAUGGUUAGAUCAGGUGUGAGGCCUGAUAGAACGGUUUUUGUAAGUGUUCUUUCGGCUUGUAGUCAUGCUGGAUUGACUGAGAAAGGAUUGAAGUAUUUUGAUGAGAUGGUGAGGGAGUAUGGUUUGCAGCCAGGUCCUGAGCAUUAUUCUUGCUUGGUUGAUCUUUUGGGUAGGGCUGGUAGAUUGAAGGAAGCAGUGGAUCUCAUAGAUUCGAUGAAGGUGAAACCGGAUGGUGCUGUUUGGGGAGCACUUCUUGGUGCUUGCAAGAUUCAUAGAAAUGUAGAACUAGCUGAAGAGGCUUUUCAACGGGUCAUUGAGCUUGAACCUACAAAUAUAGGUUACUAUGUUUUACUGUCAAAUGUGUACUCUGAUGCUAAGAACUUAGAUGGGGUUUUGAAAGUUAGAGUCAUGAUGAGGGAUCGAAAGCUUAGAAAGGAUCCUGGGUGUAGCUACGUGGAAUAUAAAGGAAAAAUGCAUCUUUUUUACUCUGGAGAUAAGAGUCAUCCUCAGAUUAAGGAAAUAUAUAGAAUGCUGGAUGAAUUGGAAAAUCUUGUGAAGGAGAUUCAUCAACUGGAUCACAAGUGUCAGGGAAAGAGUGAAGAACCGUUAAUGGGUGCCGGGGUGCACAGUGAAAAAUUAGCACUUGCUUUUGGUCUCUUGAACACUAAGCCUGGAACAGAUAUUACUGUCAUGAAGAACCUGAGAGUGUGUGUGGAUUGUCAUGUGUUUUUUAAGUUGGUUAGUAAGAUUGUCAAUCGCCAAUUUAUUGUUAGAGAUGCCACUCGCUUUCACCGGUUCAAAAAUGGAGUCUGUUCUUGCAAGGACUACUGGUAAAAUCAUUACGGCAGGACAAACUGUGAUUUAUAUUUUGAUGGACAACAAUGAUGUGACACCCCACCCACAAAGUUGAUUGUAGCUGUUGAUAAAAGAGGAGGACUCAGAGGGGAUAUGUUGAGAAAGUCUCGAGAAUAUAAAUAACUCAGCCCCUUAGAGAAAAAUGUUUGAAUACUCUCAACAUGGGAAAGGAAAAGUUGAAUUAUAACACAGGAUUUGCAAUUUUUGCUGAAAGGUGUAUGGAUGUCAUUCAUCAUUUGCUGACGUAGAUAUAGUGCAACAAUGCUGUGUCUGUAGAGUUGGUUAUGAUACUUUAGAAAAACAGGAUUCAGUUUGUGGAAACUCUUAGGGAGAAAAUUCAUUCUCAUUAGUGUUCAUUCCCAUCCAAAUCAUUCCUUUGUAAGUAUCUUCCAAAGGAGAGGGUGAGCAACCUUUCUUCCCUUCCCUUACAUUUCACAAGUUGCCCCAGUCCCUUGCCCAACCUUAUUUAUUGUGUUGGUACCUGCAAUAUUUCUUCUGAUUUUCUUUACCACACAAAUAAUUUAAUCAAACCAAUUGAUUUUGACUUAAGACUGCUUACUAGUACUAGUUAUCGGCUUUGGUAAGCUUGCCAGCAAUAGUUGUAUUGUAUGCAUGCUAAUUUUUCAGUCAGCAGUGAGUAAUUUUUCUUUAGCCAUUUUAGGACUUUCUUAUACAUAUCUAAUGCAAGUGAUAGAUAUAGGAAGUUAGGAGCCAAAAGUAUUACCCGUUUCUUAUGGUUGUACAUCAAGGGUUGAGAAAUGAAGAUUGAGAUGGGACAAUUUUUCAAUGCAGACGAGCAUUUUGCAGUAGAGCAUGUAGCAAUUUAUUGCAAGUAUUCUUCUUAUAGGCCUUGAGAGUUAAUGUUUGGCCUAUAGAUUUUUUAUCCACUAGGGCAUCUCGUUCUAAUUCCUCUUGUAAUACAUCCUAAGUUCCUAACAGGAUCAUGGAUAUUGUGUUAAAUGCCAUUUCUACACUAGCUGAACAUUUUAUGUCGAGCAAAAGACUUACCUUCAUUUGAUCAAACAGAUUUUGAUACGGCUGGUUCUUGUAGCGGUGUACUCGGCUUAAUCGGUUUAUGGCAUUUACCUUCAUUUAACUGGUGGAAAUUGUGC